Molecule: messenger RNA, 2409 nt
Organism: Owenia fusiformis
Lineage: Eukaryota; Metazoa; Annelida; Polychaeta; Sabellida; Oweniidae
Source: the annotation of a GenBank genome assembly
AUGGGUGUAAAUUCUUAACUAUUAACUUGUUUUUUCUAGUAUUACAGCUUAAAGGUUAAAGAGUUAUAAAAUUGAUCCUAGGCAUACAAACAUAUAUACAUUAGCAAAGGUAAAGUGGAGAUUGAAGAGGAAACUAUAGUAAUGGGUGUCUUAAUUAAAGUUUUCUGCAUAUGGGUAUAAUACAACAAUAUCCAUUUGCUGAGUUUCUGACAUCUUGGCAAGUCGUGGCAUUUUAAGAAUCUGAAUUUAAGAUUUUUGAUGCAAGAGAUUAAUCUAGUGAUUUGCUGUGGAAAAAACUUGCAGAUAAGAUGCUUUUUGAGUUACUUUUAGCAAGUGCAGUGGUGUGUUUAGCAUAUAACAUAUACAAGUACAUGGUCAGAAAAACCUUAGACCUUCAAGGACCCAGAAGUUUACCAAUCAUUGGAAACAUCCAUAGCUUUAUUCAAGAUGGAGGCCCAGUUUGGCAAGUUCAAAUAUGGGCAAAAGAAUAUGGUGAUGCAUUCAAAAUAAGCAUUCUUGGUGAAGAAAUUGUCAUACUGAGUGAUUAUGAUAGUAUUUAUGAGGCAUUGGUAGAAAGAUCAAACGAUUUUGCUGGAAGGCCUUACGAAAAUUCAUAUGCAAUAAAUAAGUGGUUUUCUCAUGGCAUAUUCACACAAGAUUUUACUCAAGGGUUUAGAGCAUACAAGAAACUAGGAUUACGUGGACUCAAACAGCAUGGGGAUGGAAUCAGUAGAAUUGUGAACAUAUCAAAAGAAAACAUUAGCAAUACAGUAAAGGAGUUCAAAGAAGAAAAUGGUCAACCUUUCCAGCCUCAUGACAAACUUCAAAAUCUGUUAUGCCGGAUCAUUAUAUGUGUGCUGCUUGGUGAAAAUACGCCCUAUAAAGAGGAUGACGGAGAAUUCGCUAGGAAAUGGUUGGAGGACCUCGAGGAGAAUUUAAGAGGGCCAUUUUUCUAUCUAAUAGAGAUGUUCCCAUGGACACGUUACUUUGGCAACCCUGUUUAUUCCACAUUGAAUGAAAUGAUAAAGAGCCGUAAUAAAACCUUCACGGAGUGGAUUGAAAGGUUCAAACAUUAUAAACAGGAAAGUGGUGAGAGGACACUUAUAAAAGAGUUAUUGGCCGCUAAGGAGGACGGCAAAAUGACAGAUGAUGGUAUUUUUGGAAUCAUGACUGAUACUUUCAUUGCAGGAAUUUUCACAACACGUACAACCACAUCCGGAUUCCUACUUGCAAUGAUGAACUUUCCUGACAUUCAAAGUAAGCUCCAUGAGGAAAUUGAUUGUGUGAUUGGCAAAGAACAGCUUCCGGAGCUAUCAGAUCGUGAGAAGAUGCCAUAUAUGGAAGCAACAAUUCUUGAAACGCUGCGUUACAUGUCGAUGGUCCCAACAAUCUUACAUAAAACAACUUGUGAUACCCAUAUAGCUGGUUGUGAUCUCCCAAAGAAUACACAGGUUUGGAUGAACUUAUAUGGCAUGCACCAUGAUAAACGUUACUUCAAACACAACCCAGAUUCCUUUGAUCCUACAAGAUUCCUGGACUCUGAUGGCCAUCUAGUUCCACAUGAGGAAAGAAAAGCGGUACUGGCAUUUGGAGCAGGUAGACGCGUCUGUAUGGGAGAAGUUCUUGCAAAAACCAGGGUGUUUCUCCUCUUAACACAGCUGUUACAAAACUUUUACUUCGAGCAAGCCGACCCUGAAAAUCCUGUCCUGUUUGAUAUGAGGAAAUUUAUAGCUGGGCCAGAUACUUUAAUCGCACCUAAAUUUAAGAUAGUAGCGAAACCUCGUUAGAAGGGGAUCAUACCAUGAUCUAUGUACUAUAGUGGCAAAGCCUUAUUAAAUAAGAGUAUAACCCGCCCUCGUCAUACCAUUAAAGUGAUCAUACACAUAAAGUAUCAUAGCCUCUUGAUACUUAUGGUAUCAAAGGUCUGGUUAGUACCUGUGUAAAAGACUUGUAUUAGACCAAUAAUAUAACAUUACACUGUAUUUCAUAAGACUUUGAAUGUACCAUGUAAGUAUAAAAACCACAGCAAAUCUUUAUUGAAAAUGUUAGUGAAGCUUCGAGUGAGGUGCAAAACUUUUUGUUAGCAAAAAGACAAAAUUAUUGUGAAAGUUGAAUUUUGGUAUCUGGACUCAAGUAAAAGAAUGGCAGAAUCACCAAAUGACAUGAUACAGAUAAUUUUGAUACUUAUAGCAAGUAUAUGGUUUAAAACCAUUGGUUUGGAACCUCAUCAUUUUUUUCACAAAGUGUGCCAGUAACUUUUUUCUCAGAGUUACAACUGGUUGUAAUAUAAUCUUGAAAAGCAUGUUAAUUGACAGAACAACUUUAUAUCAAAAGAUCAUGUAGUGGAAUAGUAUAUACUUUUAUAUAGUAUCAAACAAUGUACAACCAACCUGAAGAACAUGUUUAAGA